AAAAAAAAAAAAAGGAAAAAGAAUAGUAGUAGGAGUACUAUAUUAUUUGUUCCAGAAAAAGAUAGCUUUUUUGACUUUAAGCAAUAUCUUCAUUCCUCAACUGUUUCCAAAGUUCUGCCAACUACCUCGUCAUGUCCUUCAUACUUACCCAGCUGCUUCAUCGUCGUCGUCAUCAUCAUAUUUGUGAUGAUUUCAUGAUCAAACAGUAAGUUUUAGAUUCCUGAUAAUCAUAUUACAUUCUGUACGAACUUGGGCAUUUUUCUACUCCAUUUUCCCUCGUAAUUAAGCUCGAUUAUUGUGGUGUACGAUCAUGAUUUCUUUAAUUUCUUAUCUUCUCGCAUUCAGUUCUGGUUACGCAUAAACAUUGCGGGUUUUAUGUCUGCCAUCGGUCUUGUGGGAUUUCAAGAUAGUUAUCAUUUGUUACCCGGUCUUCCCCAUUUUCACUAUGAAAUCUGGGUGCACGUUUGUUUUGAUUCGCUUUAUGAAACUUUAUCUGGGUUUUGAAUUGGGUACGGAUUUUUCAUUGCAAUGAAUUAGGUGGUAAAUGCUGACUAGGGCUUCAAUUGGGUGUUAUUUGAUUCUUCUUCUUGAUCUGAUCGUAAUUGAUUGUGCAUUAGGUUUCGGUUGAUUGAAGUGGAAUUGGAUAUGUACAAUGCGAAAGCUAUCGAAGGGAUAGAGCUGUCAACUAGAAAGUGGUCUGCACUUUUUCUGCUAGACAGGAUUUUAUGCUUUUCAUUCCAUCGUAAUCCUUGUUAGCACAACUGCCUAUUUAUAAGUUUCAUAACCUUUUUUUUCGUCUUAUGAUUAAGAUUGCCAUCUCACAAUUCAACUUUAUCUCUUCAAAUUUAAGAUUUUGAUUCAGCUUCUUCUAUAUGCUUCCUUUAAUGUUUGGAAGGCUGACAAUUUAUUCAAAACCAAGACAGAAUGAUUUCCCCUUAAACUUACAGCUUCCGAGAUAAUCUACUUUGAUGAUCUUGAUUAGCUACUCUUCUUAGUUUGUUGCAUCUAAUCUGGAGUUACUAGCCAGUGCCGAUAUUGUUGGAGUCAUCUAGAAUUUGCUUUCUCUUAAGUUCAAAUUUCAAUCUAAAUUUUUGUUUGAUGCAAAGAUUUAAGUGAAUGUAUAUGAGAACUAGAGAUACUUGUGAUUGCUUACUUUUUGCAGUAAAAUAACUUCAGACAUGAUAUCAGUAAUAAAAAAAUCACUGUAAAUCCUUUAUAAUGACUGAGGCGACAAUGUGAUUGCAGAAGGUUUUCAGCAUAUCCAAUAUGAGUGUUGCUGACUGGGUGCUGCAAUAUGGCAUAGCUGGCAGUUUUAGAACCAUAACUAGCACCGUUUCAAUAUGUUCUGGUUUCAGUUCCUCAAAACCGGAACCGGAACCACGGGUUCUGGAAUCAUGGCCAUGUGUAGUGCCACAUGGAAUCAUGGCCAAUCACUACGAAAGUUUACUUUGGUUUUUAUCAUAACUACAAUGGAAAAUGAAGAAGUUGAUGCGGCUAAGAUCUUCUGAAUCCGUUACUUUCUUCUUUUUUUUUUUUUUCCCCUCUCUUGUCUCAAAAGUAUAAUAGUUAUAGAACUGCCAAAUAUCUGUUAGCCGCUAAAUGAUCCCAAAAUAGAUGCCACGAAAGCUUAUUCAGCCAGAGAACAGAAAUUAAUUGCUGACUGGUUGGUGGUUUACUAGAUAAAAUCUGAUUACCAUACAGAAUUCAAAACAACAAAUUGAACGAGGAAAUGAGUUACCUCAAUUUUCUUUAGUGAGUCAUAUUGAUUGGCAUUUAAGUGGCAAGGAAAUCUAUGUUUGGUGACUAAAACCUUGAUAAAAUCUUAAAAUCUUUCUGUUUCUUCUUCUGGAUCAUGAAUGUCUGACCCUAAAACAUUGACUGUUUGGAUUUCCAUAGAUCUUUUCACAAGAUCGAUUUGUCUCCAGAUCUUGUCCAGUCAAAUAAAAAGUUUCUGAUUCAUAGGUAAUACAACUGCAUUCUUAUGUGUUGCUUUUAUUUCAUUCGGGAAAAACCUUUUAAUUUGAUCCACUUUUUCUCUCCUGUGUUUGUAGGUUGAUAUCUGGGAUUUGGAAGAAGAGAUGAAUAAAACUGAGAUUGACAAGUUUUACCAACCUGCUUUUUGCCGGCAUUUAUACAUGAGAAAGAAUUUGGCUUUAGUGAAAAUUCAUCCUAUAUUUCUGAAGACGCAUAUUAAGGAAGAGGUUCCUGUUUUUUCAACUUUAAAGGGUCCUUCGGGUGGCUCUUGGCCUGUUAAAGUGCACCAAACAGAAAAGGGCAUAUAUCUUGUGGAAGGAUGGGAACAAUUCCUACAGGACCAUUCUUUAGUGCAUGGGGAAUUUUUAAUCUUUAGCUAUUGUGGAAAUUGGUGUUUCGAUGUUGAAAUCUUCGGGCGUGAUGGAUUGCAGAUGAAAAUACCCGAUGGUGAAGAGGAAGAUAAAGCUGUACCGUCUGAUUCCAAAGGAAAGACAGUUAUGCAUGAUGCCAAGCCAGGCUGUCAUGGAAAAGGAUUCAGUUGGCUUUCAAAGAGGAAAAAGGCACUGAUUUCACCAUGGUACAAUUAGAGAACCGCUGGCACUUUUUGAAAAGGAAGCAUGAGCUGUUUUCAGGGAUCAUUGCUCAGGUAAGAGAUGUUCAAUAUGAUCCAGUAGCCAAUAAGAUUAGCUGGAAUGAGAAGCAGUGGGAAGAAUAUGUGCAGAUAAAUCCGGAUGCUAGCAUAUUUCGUGAUAACCCAUUGGAGCUUCUAGCAAAAAUGAAGAUUUUGUUUGAGAGCCCAAAUCAAUAAACUCUGAAGAAAAGAGUCCAUGAGAAGAACAUUUGCAACCUGUGUCAUGCUGUUUGUUCGCUGUCAGAUAGAGAAUCUGUGAGGUUGAGGAUUAAAGUUCAGUACAGUGCAAUAAGUAGCAAGUAACUCUGGAGCUUAUGCAGUUUUUCUUUUCCCCAAGAAAUAUCUAGAUUCUGUUACCUUAUUUAAUGAUCCUAGCUUUUUGGAAACAUUGCUUUUCUAUGAUGUUCAUAAUACUGUGAACUCUCACUUCUCUGUGGGAAGACUUGAGAUAACCUGAAGUCUUACUUUCUUUUACUACUUUUCUGUGUUUCUUUGAUGCCAGUUUUCUUUGAAGUGAUACAUGAUGUGGCACAUGAUUUUGUUACAGUAGAUCCGCUGCCAUUAGGGAAGGCAUCUAUUUUCCGAUUUCCAUUCUUCUGUGCGUCUGUGCUUCCUUUCAAUAAUGCAGGAUAAUGAGUG
Molecule: messenger RNA, 3244 nt
Organism: Oldenlandia corymbosa var. corymbosa
Lineage: Eukaryota; Viridiplantae; Streptophyta; Magnoliopsida; Gentianales; Rubiaceae
Source: the annotation of a GenBank genome assembly